AAAGGGGCUGUGCGUGCUGUGAUGGCUGUGUGGCGAAUGAAACAGUUGGUGUUCAAGUGGAGACAUAUCUGCAACCCCACCAUACCCAAGCAUAUCCCCCCAACAGCCACUCACAUGUCGACUGCUGCUGCGGCUGCUGCCAAAUCACUCUCUCAAAGCUCGCUCUCUGUCUACACUGAUGAAGCAAGAGGAAAAAUGGGAAACAACUCUUCCGAAAGGAUCACUUGUGGUAGUGGUCGUACCUGGAAUGUCAAGCACGGAUCCAACACCAGAAACGGACAGCCACAGCAAUCACUAGUCGAGUCAGUGGCUCUUAGCAACACUUCACAUUGCACGUAUACCAAAAGUCCUCAAAGUGGUCCAGCAAUCAACCAACAAUCCAAAAGAGGUGGUCACAAUCAGGGGUCACAAAAUGCUGCCAACCCAGGAUUCUGGGUACCUGCCACUUGUUCAGAAUCGAACGAAGAGACAGCUCACAAAGGUCAAACAGAGGUCAAAGUCACCAAAGGUCAAUCGGGGAAAGGUCAAAAGAAGCCAAAUAGUAACCAACCUGGAGGUCACUCGAGUGAACAUAACAGAACUGGGAGUGGCGACUUUGAAGAUCCUUUAGUGUCGCGUUACAGAAACAGACUGACAGAGAUGCAGCAUAAGCUGUCGAGUAUUAACUGUGACCUUGGCAAGAGCAAUCAGCCCCAACAAGGAAAAUCUUCAACUCACUCGCCUCAGCACAAGCGCUGAACUGAAUCGAGAUUGCUUCAGACGUUUAUCGGAUCUUCAGGAUUGUGAAACAUAUGCAGAUAUAGAUUCGUCGAUUCUUUUUUUUGUGAAAGCUACUUUGCAAAACUUUAUGCCAUACUACUUAAGUUAUAGAAGUUCGGAAAAAAGUGAGAGUAGUACAUAAAAUACUUGAAAAUUUGGGCUAUUAAAACUGUGCAAUUUAUUACAAGCGUUCCAAAUAGUUACACGUUGGACAGAUACUUAAACCUUAUGCAUAUAUUCGGAUUUCAUACGUUUUGCACAUAAUUGUUCGAAAAGUUUUAGCACGAGUUAUUUUGACGUUUUUUUUGUUAUUGAUACAUAGCUAAUAACAGGAUAUUUUCUCAGAAUGAUCAAUGAUGAUUUCGUAUUAUUUUAAUUGUUCAAUGAUUAAUUAAAUUUUGUU
Symsagittifera roscoffensis is the source of this 1162-nucleotide messenger RNA. RefSeq lists its product as uncharacterized. Bases 22 to 738 code for a protein of 238 amino acids. Lineage: Eukaryota; Metazoa; Xenacoelomorpha; Acoela; Convolutidae. The record is from RefSeq and is a predicted model, not a curated record. The transcript has 2 exons.